GACAGUCGCCUGCCACUGUGCGGACAGCUGCCUGGCGGCCGCCUGGCUGCCUGCUGCCUUAGGCUUGACACUGCCGUGUCAGUGCCACUGGGAGGAUCUCCGCCUUGCUAAUAUUCUCAGAGUGCCGCUGGAAAAUAACCGCAGUUUUUUCUUUACCCCAUGCUGCUGCCGCCGGAUCGCGGCCACUCUUCAGGCGAAGUGCAGUUCAUUUUGACAGGCCUGGGUCGUCUCGUACGAGCUUAUUGACAAAGGCCCGUGGUAUAGCUUACGUGGCAACACAUGACGCCAUCAAAGUGGGUCGGUAGUGUAUUCAUGGGUGUGCUGAGCUAGUCCUGCUAGCAGGGCUGCAGUAACCUUGCGCCCUGCAGUAACCUGUGGCCCUGGAGCAAGAAUGGGCUGAGGGCCCCCACAGUUCAAGAUGUGUGUUAGUUAUAUAAGGGCAAGAAGAUGAUGGAAGAGAGUGGGAUCGAGACUACGCCUCCUGCCAGUCCUACACCACCUCUGACUGUGGCUGCCGCAGUUGGUGCCCCACCAAUUACCAUAGGUCUGUCCAGCCCUCCGUCUCUCCCUGGCAUCAGUUCCAUCUCCAUUGGUUCCCCCUCAGUCUCCACAAAUCUCCCCCCUGUUCCCUCCAUCCCUGCUUUCAGCAGCCCUUUGGCCACCCCCCCCCCCCAGUCCUCCCAGUUCCCCUCUCCCUUCACAAGCAGCUCUCCGUUUCCUCCUUCCACCCCCUCCUCUUUGCCUCCUCUGCCUCCCCCCAUUGGACCACCUCCUCCUUCUGCUCCCGGCAUGUCGGCCCCUCCCACAGGCCUGCCUGUAUCAAACUUCUCCAUGAGUGCAGGAUAUGACAUCACACGGGGUCACGCCGGUCGAACACCACAGACACCACUGAUGCCGACAUUUUCUAGUCCUGCUGCCAUGCCAGGUAUAGUGCCAAACCCCAUGGUUCAGCAGCCAUCCAUGACAGGAGGAUUAGAUACUGCGUCUCCCAUCACAUUCCCAGAGGAGCAGGAAGAUCCUAGAGUGCCUGGACACACCAAUGCUGGUGGAGGCAUCUGGGGCUUUUUUAAGGGAGUAGCAGGUAACCCUGUAGUAAAGACAGUCCUGGACAAAACCAAGCAUUCUGUUGAGUCCAUGAUCACCACUCUGGAUCCUGGCAUGGCUCCAUACAUCAAAUCUGGUGGGGACAUUGAUAUUGUGGUCACUUCAGAUAAGGAAAUAAAUGUGGAGGCAGUCAGAGACGCCUUCCAGGAAGUUUUUGGGAUGGCCAUUGUCACUGGAGAGCCCGGUCAGUCUAACAUUGCCCCCCAACCUGUGGGCUAUGCAGCGGGUCUCAAGGGGGCUCAGGAACGUAUUGACAGCCUUCGUCGAGCUAAUGUGAUUCAUGAGAAGCAGCCAGUGGUCUCUUUGGAAAACUUCAUUGCUGAGCUCUUUCCUGACAAGUGGUUUGACAUUGGCUGUUUGAUCCUGGAGGACCCUGGUCAUAACAUCCGCAUUGAGGUCUUCACUCAGGCAACCCCUGUGGCUCUAGAGCACAUCCAGCAGGCUCAGUCCCUGACCCCUCCAGACUACAACCUGCGCUGGUCAGGUCUGAUUGUUACAGUGGGUGAGGUCCUGGAGCGCAGCCUGCCCAACAUCAACAGUACAGACUGGCAUCAGACCAUGACGGGCAUGACCCUUCGCCAGAUGAUCCAGAGUGCUGCCAAAGCUCUUGCUGGAAUCUACAAACAGCAGCUGCCACCCAGAACUGUGUGAGACUGAAUAGCUCCAGUUUCUGUCACAUACUGGGAGGAGAUGCUGGAGGAAAAAGUAGCUGAUGGAACAGCAAAGCUCCUUGUAUCUCUCCAUCCAUUCUCAUCUGUCCUUCCGCUGCAAAGCCAAAUGCACAUUUCUUUUAAAGUUCUUGAUGUAUUUGCUCACAAAUGUUGGCAGGGUUUUACUGAGAGGCCAUUAGAUAUCAAAUCAUUACUUGUCCACUCAGGCUUUAAAGAAGACUUAACCAUUAACUAAUGAUCUCAUCAUCCUCAUUUAGAUAUUAUUAAACAUUGUGUAUAUUAGUAUCAGCAACCUUAGCACAUAUUGUGGCAUUAUUUUGUUGUCUUGUUCUGUUAAUGAAUGUUUAUGGUUAUCAUAGAGACUAUUACAUGGAGUAUGUCUCAGCCGUUUUCCAUAUACUCACACAUUCAAAACUUUAUACUUGAACUUUUCUUACUUAAAAUUAUACUUUGCCAACUUUUAGCCAGGUCUGUGUCACCAUGAUGUUAAGAGUUUGUGCCCUAGCCACCUGUUUCUGGAGCUCCCCGCCGCCCACCAGCCAAAAUUGCAAAACAGUGAAUGAAGUAAAAGGCGUCACUGAUGAAGCAAAAUAAAGCAUUUCCAGGUGCUGGUGAUGUGGGGGGAAGCUAAACACCGUUCAUUUUCACACAUUUUCCACACUGCGUUGACACAAACAUGGUUGAAAAAAAUGUCCCUUAAAAGGAGUCCUAAUUCAAAUGCUGUAGACCCAGACAGACUCAAACAGAGAGAGAGAACACCAAAUUGAACCUGAAGGUAUAGAAAAAACCCUGACUCACUGAGAAUUCAUUUAAUGUGGACCUGGCCCGGGGUUGCGCCUUGGAUAUUAGCAACUGAGUGGACCUGUGAAGUCCUCCACUUUAUACUGCAGCACUGUAAAUUCUACUUUGUUCUAAAGUUGGCAGUGUAUUAUUGUGGCAGUUAGUAUUCAAGAAACUAGUAUACUGUUUUGUAGUAACAGGAAAUGAUACAAGGUAUGUGCUAGUAUCCUGAUGCUACUGCCACUUUCACAUUACUCUUCCUUAUAUAGCUGGUAAAAAGAAACGCCUUUUAAGAUUUUUAUUUUGUGUGUAUAUUUUUGUUUUCUGAGCUGUUUCCAUCCACCAUUCACCUUUUACUGUUUUUUUCUUACUGUAAAUAAAUAACGACGAAAAGUUCCUGAACCGCAGCUAAAUUAACUUUGUAGGAGGCGCUGGGGUUAAAAUGACCAUCUGAUAACUCACCAUUCCUACCCCUCUCUAUGCAUUAAUGGCAUCCCUUUGCUUCUUGCUUAUGCCAGAUUUAUGUAAUAAUUUGUUGUGUUAAGUGCAAAAUUACAGUUUUUUAAAUUACCAUAAAUCUUUUGCCACACAUUGAACCUGGUGCCUCAGAGGGGGCCCUGGGGGUCAGGGGCCCUGAGCAGCUUCUAAAGCACUGACUCAGAAUUAAGUAGUUGUGCUAAAAAAAAAAGAUAGUUUAUCGUAUUGAAGCAUUCGAUUCAGUCAAAAUGACCUCAGCAGGACGGCUCUUGAUAUUGUAUUGUAUGAAAGACUGAUGAAACAGUGUGUGAGAAUAAUAGUACCCACUCACAUUAAGAUUUUGUUCAGUGAAGGUUAAAUGAUAAAAUGACAACCUGUAAACAUAUUCACCAGUUGUGCUCCACUAUGGCAGACUGAUAAUCAAAGCCUUUGUUCAAAGCAAGCAUGACACCUCUGACCUCAUGUCUGCAUACUGCUCUGUCUGUGUAUACUUAGGGUUGCAGCAAUAUACCGGUUUUUAGGUUUUCUGUAAUAUAAAAUUUGACUGUUAUCAUACUUUUUGCUUUGCCACGAUAUUGGGAAAAAAUGCAACUGGACAUUAAAUCUCUCCUUAAUUUUUAGUUAUAUUCAAAUGGAAUACUUUUUACACAUAUUCCCAUUAAGAAAGUGGUUCCAAGUUUCAAAUAAAGUAAUAAAACAUUUGUUCAACCAAAAAUAA
Molecule: messenger RNA, 3750 nt
Organism: Epinephelus moara (kelp grouper)
Lineage: Eukaryota; Metazoa; Chordata; Actinopteri; Perciformes; Serranidae
Gene: prrc1
Product: proline-rich coiled-coil 1
Exons: 10
Coding region: 448-1755 (435 amino acids)
Biological process (GO): activation of protein kinase A activity
Cellular component (GO): cytoplasm
Molecular function (GO): protein kinase A regulatory subunit binding
Source: RefSeq, a predicted model, not a curated record